Molecule: messenger RNA, 3908 nt
Organism: Passer montanus (Eurasian tree sparrow)
Lineage: Eukaryota; Metazoa; Chordata; Aves; Passeriformes; Passeridae
Product: transmembrane protein 151B-like
Exons: 2
Coding region: 506-2026 (506 amino acids)
Source: RefSeq, a predicted model, not a curated record
CUGAGCUGCGGGCGGCGGAGGCGUGAAGCGGAGCUGAGGGGGGCUGGCCGCCGGCGGGGGUGCAGCCGGGGCGGGCGGGGCGCUCCCGGGGAUGGGGAGCGAGGCUCACCCCGAGAAGAAGACAAGAGAGGGCACCCCGGAAGGGUAGGGGUUGCGAGGUCGUAUCCCGGGAAGGGGGCAUACCCGGCAGCUCCCAGACGCCGGCAGAAGCGCGCCGGGAGCCGCCGGGCAGCCGCCUGCCCACCUGGGGGGGCCGGGAGCGGCCGGGGCACCCCCCCACUCCGCCUCGUCUUUCUCUCCUCCCCUCCGCCGCCUCCUUCCCUCCCUCCCUGCCCGCCUGCCUGGGAUGGUGGAGGGAGUCGGGAGCACCCGGCAGGGCGGCCCUGGGCGCGGGGGCGGCUCGCCCCAGCCCCGGCCGCGGCGCGGGGCGCGGCCCGCGGGGGGCUCCGCCGUCUCGGGGUCCCGCAGCCCCCGCCGCCGCCGCAGCUGCCGGUGAUGGCCAAGGAUGUCCUCGGAGGGGGAAGCCGAGGCGGCUGCUGAGAGCGGGCCGGGCAGCACCCCCGCGCCGGGGGCCGCCGCCGCCGAGCGGGAGGAGCAACGCCCCGUGAAACAGUCCCUGAGCGCUUGCAUGUGCCGAGAGUCCCACUGGAAAUGCCUCCUCCUCUCCAUCCUCAUGUAUGGCUGCCUGGGUGCAGUGGCCUGGUGUCAGCUGGCCAGAGUCACCAAGCUCAGCUUCGACAGCUCCUUCAAGGGCAAGUCUAUGAUCUACCAUGACAGCCCGUGCUCGGACGGCUACGUUUAUAUCCCGCUGGCCUUCCUCUCCAUGCUGUACGUGGUGUACCUGGUGGAGUGCUGGCACUGCCACGUCAAGAGGGAGCUGCAGUACAAGGCAGACGUGGACAGUGUGUAUGAGUGCAUCAACCGCAUGCAGCAAGCCACUCCGUGCAUCUGGUGGAAGGCCAUCAGCUACCACUUCGUACGGCGCACCCGGCAGGUGACCCGGUACCGCAACGGUGAUGCCUACACCACCACACAGGUCUACCAUGAGAGGGUCAACACACACGUGGCUGAAGCUGAGUUUGACUACUCCCACUGUGGAUACAAGGACAUCUCCAAAGAGCUCCUGGGCUUGGAGAGCUAUACAGCCACCAAGCUGAGGUUCACCAAGUGCUUCAGCUUUGCCAACAUUGAGUCUGAGAACUCUUACCUGACUCAGAGAGCUCAUUUCUUCACGGAGAUCGAGGGGCUAGAUGACUACAUGGAGGUGAGGGAAGGCAUGCAGCUCAAAAAUGUGGAUUUUAAAGAGCUUAUGAUGGCCUACGGAGACCCGGAUCACCUCCCGUGGUACGUGUCCCAUUAUGCUUUCUGGGUGGCAGCCAUCCUCAUGAUCUCGUGGCCGCUCAGGGUACUCAUAGAGUACCGGACUGCCUAUGUCCAUUACCACGUGGAGAAGCUGCUGGGCCUGGAGUACACGGCGCCCACGACGGCGGAGGAGCCCUUGUACCGGUACCGCAUGCCCCGGGACAGCACGCAGGACAGCACCGAGCUGGAGUGGCACAUCUGCACCAACCGGCAGCUGAUCCCCAGCUACUCGGAGGCCAUGCUCAUGGACCUGGCCAGCUCCCCGGCCUACAACAGCUACACGGUGUGUCGCUACGGAGAAACAGCCCACGGCUGUGAACGCUGCAACCGCGCCUCCAGCACCUCCUCCAUCUUCUCACGCCACGCUUUCCACAGCUGCAGCGGCAACUCCCGCCUCUCCCUCAACACCAGCCGCUUCUCCCUCUGCCGCAUCCAUGGCUCCCACAGGACAGGCCUCUGGAGGAGCCGCAGCAGCAGCAUUGCAGAGCGGGGCUGCCAGGAUGAGCAGUGCUGCUCCUACUCCAGCCAGCUGGCUGUCAACGAGAACCCCCCCACCUACCACGACGCCCGAUUCUUCCCCGUCCUGAUCGUGCACAGGCCGGAGGGGCAGGACAGGCGGCAUUUCUACAUCAGGCGUUCCUCCUGCCUAGAAACCUCUCUGUGACAGGCCUCCAGGGUUAGCUGGCUCCUCUGCUCUGGGACAGGGAUUGCAGAGGUGACACCCGUGGGGAGCCUGCAAGUGUCAGUCUCUACAGCAGGAUGAGUUUCAGCUCUUCCCCCUGCCAUUGCAAGAGGACAUAGAGACUCUGACCAACACCUAACCUCAUUUCCAAGAUUUUCUCCCCCUCCACCCGGUCUCCCAUGUCUUUCAUUCCCUAUUCCUCUCACUCUUCUACUCCUCACCCUUCCACUGCUCCUUGAUUCCCUGCCUCUCCUCCCAUCCCACCCUCAUUCUUUUUUUUUUGCAUUUCAGUCACAGCAUUUGGUUGUUGUGGCUGCUGGAGGAUUUUAAAUGCUUGUGCUUUGCCAGUACCUUUGCCCUCCUGGAUGCUUUGCAAGGUAAGAACCUUAGAUAGAGCAAGGCACAAGGCACACAGCCAGCCAGAGUCAAGUCAGAAGGAGAAUUCAGAUCUGCAGGUGCUGAGUCACCUCCUGCAAACUCCAAACGAGGUGCUUUUUUUAAAAUUUUAUUUUCCCCAGUAUUUUUUCCUCUUCAUUUGUCAUUCCUUCUCUCCUUUGUUCAUGUUCUUCUCCUCUCACUUUACCCUCAUCUUCCCUAUUUUUCAGUUCUCUCACUUCUGCUUUACUGUUUUUCUGGAGUUUUGCCAGUAAGGAUGUUUUUUGGGGUGUAAUUAUCUUCCAUUGGGCAAAAGUAAGGUUUUCAUGGCACAAAUGUCACUGACUGCUCACACAGCCACAAAUGAAGGCCCUGAGAAGUGCUGAGGACUUUCUUUGAGGAGCAGUGAUGUACACCAAUAUAGCAAAAUGCCCUUUACUCACACUGCCCUGCCUGGUCUGCAGCAGAGACGCUGCUGCAUUUCCAGCUGUAGUUUACCUUGUCCAGCUCCACCCCUGAUAGCAAUCAUCGAGAGCCAUAAUGUAGAUUAGUGCCCUGUUAAUGCCACUAUUUUUAGGACAGUAGGCCUGGUUUGUGGUUGCUUCAUUCCUUCGACUUGAGCGCAGCAGCACAGGCUUGACAAGGGGAGAGGGGCUGGAGAGGGAAAGGUAAAUAUGGUAUUACCUCCCACAGAGAGUCUGGAGCUGCUAGGAAGCUCUUCCACCCACAGCGUCUAUUACAACAGUUGUAGGACUGCCUACAUUACCUUUCAGCUUUCUGUGUGCCCUGAGGAGGGCUUUUGGUCUGUAGCCCACUUCACCUUCCCAGGCAAGAUGUGGUGCCACCCCAGCCCCAGGCAGAGAGCAGAGCUGGGAGCCAGCCCCACUGGCCACUCCUGCUGGGGCUCCAGGCUCUUCCUGCAAGGCUUCCCCUGGAGCAGGUGUAGCACCUCCCAGAAUUAGUGCCAGCCUCUCCAAAUCCAGAAGGUGUCUGGUCCUGACAGAGCGUGCCACUGCACUCUGGGCUGUGGGCUCUGCCCCCUGGCCUGGCCCCUCCGAGAGCCAGGGGCUGGUCCAAAAACCUUGUGGCCACACUGAGAACCCACCGGAGACCUCUCACCUGCCAAACCUCCAUCCCACAAGGGAUGGUUGUAUACUCAGCAAGCUCCAUACCCUUUUGUCACAUAGCUGGUGGAGAUUAUUAUCCACUCUGACUCACAGGAGAAUGCAAUACGAUCGCAAUACGUAUGGUCAGUUUCAAACCCAGUGUUGUCUCACCCUACCUUACAAGUAGGUAAGAAACUGAGCCCUGAGAGGGGCUGGCAACAAGUGCUUCCUCCCAAGUCCAUUUUGUGUGUAUCAACACGUAAUAUGAAAUUUGUAAAGUCAUAUUGAUAUGUGUAGAUUAUAUGUAACUCUGCAUACUUAUAUGGUGAUUUCUUACGGCAUUGACUGUUGCACCAUGUUAAAUACAUUUUGGUUUUGUUUGA